CUUCAUUUUCUCAAUGGAAUGGUAUGACAGUAUCAUUAUUCACCGUACGAACCGGAGUGAAAGCCCGACCCAUUCCUUAUAUUCCAAAAUUUUUUCAAUCAGAGCCCACCAUCGUUUCUCGCUCAAUUGCUCUCCUUUGAUCGGACCACUCAUGGCGGAGAUUGAAGUUGAACUGAAAACAGCCCCUGCUGAUUUUCGAUUCCCUACAACAAAUCAAACCAGACAUUGUUUCACACGCUACGUUGAGUUUCACAAGUGCUUGGCAGCAAAAGGUGAAGAGUCUGGUGCAUGUGAGAAAUUUGCCAAGUAUUAUCGUUCUCUUUGCCCAGGUGAUUGGGUUGAGAGGUGGAAUGAACAGAGGGAGACCGGGACUUUCCCUGGGCCUCUUUGAUGUCACAACAGUGCCUUGGACGGUCCUUCUGUAACUUGAUUGCUCUUUUCAUUUCCUUCAAGUUAUUUACAAUGUCUUUCAUCUGAUCCUAGUGGAAUAAUAAGGCACCAAGUGAAUUUCCUUCUAGUUUUUUGAACAUUAAUCUUUUACUAUUGCUUGGAUUAUUUUGCUUCAGAACUUGAAAUGACUGGUGCCAUUUAUUAAUGUCUGAAUUUGGUUUGA
Molecule: messenger RNA, 613 nt
Organism: Quercus robur (English oak)
Lineage: Eukaryota; Viridiplantae; Streptophyta; Magnoliopsida; Fagales; Fagaceae
Product: cytochrome c oxidase subunit 6b-2-like
Exons: 4
Coding region: 14-391 (125 amino acids)
Cellular component (GO): respiratory chain complex IV; mitochondrion
Source: RefSeq, a predicted model, not a curated record